Messenger RNA from Diaporthe batatas, 1021 nucleotides. RefSeq lists its product as uncharacterized. Gene Ontology annotation, molecular function: oxidoreductase activity. The transcript is spliced from 2 exons. Lineage: Eukaryota; Fungi; Ascomycota; Sordariomycetes; Diaporthales; Diaporthaceae. The coding region runs from base 50 to 1021 and encodes 323 amino acids. The record is from RefSeq and is a predicted model, not a curated record.
UGUAUCUAUCCUUCACGAGAGACUUUUUUUCUCCUACUCGUAAUACAACAUGUUAUCUAGGCCUUUUCUCGGCGCCGCAAUGCUUGCAGCUGUUGCGGCAGCCCUAGACGAGAUCCCGGCGCUCGGAUUGGGUACAUGGCUUUCCGACAGGGACCUUGUCCCCCAUGCCGUCGAAUUCGGUCUGAAGAACGGUUACGAUCAUAUCGAUGCCGCCUGGAUUUACAGGAAUGAGGACAAGACCGGCAAAGGGCUUGCCGCAGCAGAUCUCCCCCGUGAUGACAUCUGGGUAACCAGCAAGCUGUGGAACAGCGCCCACCGCACACCCGAGGCAUGGAAGCAAAUCCAUGAGACCCUUGCACACCUGGGGCUUGACUAUUUAGAUCUUUAUCUCAUCCAUUGGCCGGUUGCAUUCGUCCCCGACACGGACGGGAACAAGCUCGACGAGGAGACGAGCAUUGUGGACACCUGGCGGACGCUGGAGAAUCUCGUCCGCGCGAACCUCACCCGGCACAUCGGCAUCUCCAACUUCGCAAAGAAGGACGUUGAAGCCAUCCUUGAAGUCUGCGACAUCUGCCCCUACGCCCACCAGUUCGAAACGCACCCUUACCUGCAGCAGCAGGACUUUGUCGACUACCACAAGGAGGUCGGCAUCAAGGUCAUUGCGUACUCGCCUCUAGGCAACACGAAUCCAACCUACGAUAGGAGGCACGGCGAUCUUGAGCCGCUUCUCAAGGACUCAUUCUGGACGGAUAUCGCCGAGAAGAAAAACGUGACUCCCGCGCGGGCGGUGUUGGCCUGGGGCAUCCAGCGAGGAACGACCGUCAUCCCCAAGAGCACAUCUGAGAAGCACCUGACAGACAACCUCGGCGCUCUUGACAUCAAGUUUAGCGACAAGGAGAUGAAGGAGAUUGCGAAGCAGGACAAGAAAGCCCGUUUCAGCAACCCGAGCAAGGCGUGGGGUGUGAAGCUGUUUUCUGAUCUGGACGAUCAUGUCGAUGGCCUGAGGGAGGAUGAGCUGUAG